AUGGAUAGCUUUGGGAAAAGUAAAAAAUUAGAGAUAUCUCACAUGAAAUGGCAGCUGCACUUUGACAUGGUAGGACUAUGUGUCUCCCCUUAUUUCAUGCCCCCACAGGCUCAGACACUAUAUCCGGAUUCCAUGUGUGUUGUAGUGCAGACUGGCCCAAGCAAUCUCUCCAUAGACAACUUUGCUACAAGCACACACCAAGAUCUCAAAACUGAUAUACAAAUUAAAGGCACCUACACUACAGGGGAAAAUGUUGCAAUAUGGAAUGGCAGGAAGCUGGUCGUGUAUGAAAUAACAGGGGACAAAUCUACUAUACGCGCAGCAGGGACAUUUUCCACUGAAUCCACCAUAUGCUGCUUAUAUGAGCAAAAUGUCUACACAAUAGAACAGGGCAAAGUACAAGUUCGAACAUUCCAGGGCACCGUAAAGCAGCUGAUUAGUUUCACAGAGGUAGAGGGUCAACCUGUAACAUUGGAAGUCUGUUCAGUCGGCACAGAGAAUGGAAUCAUUAAACUAUAUGACUUAUCCAGAAGGGAGGCCAAGCAGAUAGGAACUGCAAAGAAUAUGACUGACGUCAUCUCACAUUUUGGGGGAUUUGUAUCACUCAGGUGUAACUGUGCUGGAAAUAAAGUCAGUCUCUGUAUUAAAAAGCCCAAUGGUAGCACAGACAGUAAACUGUAUAUCUGGGACACUGAACUAGACACUUUACAGUACUUUAACUUUGAGACUGGUAAAGGAGAACAAGAUGACUUCGCUCCUGGCACAAUGGAAAGUGACCAGGAAACUGCAGAAGAGAGAGGGAAGAACCAAGCGGCUCGUGAUAUUGCAGGUAGAUUCCCAAUCUCCCAUUUCUGGGAUCCAUUGGAGACUAAACUACUGGUCUGUGAGACUAAAUCAUUGCCUAACCAACAGAGCAAGCUGAACCAAAGUAUUUCUCUCACAUCAUCCAUGUCUAGGGCUACUCUAGAACAACCGCCAGAAAUGAUGAUCGUUUCUCUGUUCGUAACACCAGAGAAUGGGGUCCUCAUUCAGGACAGUUUUUCUAUGAAGAAGUCUCACAGCUCUAUGCUUGGAAUGCAGGUGCCCUAUUACUACUUUGCUAGGAAGGCUGAAGAUACAGACAAAGCCGAUGCCAAUGCUGCACUAGACGAGAGCAUGAACCGUCCACAGACCACUGCAGCGCCAUCUUUCACAUCAAAGGCUGUUUCACGACGUACUAUGCGUGAUUUCAUUGGUUUAGAGGAUGCAGAUAAGAAUGCGCGUGAUGCCAUGAUGAACUUUAGCUUCUAUCUGACUAUAGGGAAUAUGGAUGAAGCAUUCAAGGCUAUUAAAUUAAUCAGGAGUGAAAGUGUUUGGGAGAACAUGGCUAAGAUGUGUGUGAAGACUAGAAGGUUAGAUGUCGCCACUGUCUGUCUGGGCAACAUGGGGCAUGCUAGGGGGGCUAAAGCUUUACGUGAGUCAGUUGCUGAACCAGAAUUAGAUGCCAGGGUUGCUUGCUUGGCAGUGCAACUGGAUUUACAUGAAGAUGCAGUGAGGCCACUGAAAAAUUGUAAACGGUAUGACCUUUUAAAUGACUUCUACCAGAGCAAUGGCCAAUGGGGCAAGGCCAUGGAGACAGCUGAGAUGUAUGACAGGGUACAUCUGAGGACAACGUACUACAACUAUGGCAAACAUCUAGAGACCAAAGGAGACGUCAAUGGAGCAAUUCCAAACUAUGAGAAGUCUGAGACGCACAGGUUUGAGGUUCCAAGGAUGUUGUUUGAUGACACACAGAUGUUAGAGAACUACAUUGUCAAGAAUAAAGACAAGCAGUUGCGUAAAUGGUGGGCCCAAUAUAUGGAGAGUGCAGGAGAAAUGGAGACAGCUUUACAGUUCUACGAGGCUGCAGCCGACUAUCUCUCUCUAGUGAGAGUCUACUGUUACUGUGGCAACCUUGACAAGGCAGCUGAGAUCUGUAAUGAGACUGGGGACAGGGCAGCAUGCUAUCAUCUAGCAAGACAAUAUGAGAACAACAAUGAAAUCAAACAAGCCAUUCACUUCUUCACCAGAGCCCAGGCUUAUGGAAAUGCCAUACGACUAUGCAAGGAGAACGAGUAUGAAGACCAGUUGAUGAACCUGGCCCUUGUUAGCAGCCCAGUGCACAUGAUAGAGGCGGCUAGGUACUAUGAGAACAAACAUGAUGGCAUGGACAAAGCAGUCAUGCUCUAUCAUAAGGGUGGGAAUUUUGCCAAAGCACUAGAUCUUGCAUUCCAAAGUCGUCAGUUAGGGGCUCUCCAACACAUAGCAGAGGACCUUACUGACACUACUGAUCCUGAACUGCUGCAGAGGUGUGCUGACUUCUUCAUGGAGAAUGGACAGUUCGAUAAAGCAGUGGAUCUGCUUGCAGUAGGCAAAAAGUACAUCGAGGCCCUAAAACUAUGCCACCAACACCAAGUGCCAAUGACAGAGGAACUAGUGGAGAAACUGACACCUGCUAAAGGGGUGGCUGAGAAUGAAACUGAUGAGAGAAACAAGAUAUUAGAAGGAAUAGCUGAAGUGUGUAUGAACCAAAGACAAUACCAUUUAGCAACCAAGAAGUUCACACAGGCUGGAAAUAAAAUGAAGGCUAUGAAAUCUCUAUUAAAAUCAGGUGACACAGAGAAGAUCAUUUUCUUCGCUGGGGUGUCUCGUCAGAAGGAGAUCUAUGUAAUGGCUGCUAAUUAUCUCCAAUCGUUGGACUGGCGAAAAGAUCCCGAGAUCAUGAAAAACAUUAUAGGGUUCUAUACCAAGGGACGUGCCCUAGACUCACUAUCAGGCUUCUAUGAUGCUUGCGCAAUGGUUGAAGUAGACGAAUACCAGAACUAUGACAAAGCACUUGGGGCCCUGACUGAAGCCUACAAAUGUCUCACUAAAGCCAAGAUGAAGAAUCAGACUCAACAAGAGGAGAAACUCGCAGCCUUGAAGACGAGGAUCACACUCAUGAAGAAGUUUGUCACUGCACGAAGAGCCUAUGAUGAGGAUAAAGAUGAAGCUGUUAAAGCUUGUCAGGUCCUACUAGAAGAACCAGAACUAGAUUCAGCUGUUAGAGUAGGAGACGUUUUUGGAUUCAUGAUUGAACAUUAUGCCAAGAAGGAGCACUGGAAAGCUGCAUAUGCAUGUAUGGAGGAGAUGCGAGCAAAGAUCCCUAAAGUGAACCUAGGUUACUAUGUUAACAUGAGGACUAUAGAACAAGUGCAUAGUGCCCUACAGAUCCCGCUGGGUCGGGGUACGGGGGCGGAGAUAAAUGGCUUCCAGGCAGGCUCCCCGGGAGAUGAGGAGACAGGCGAAGAAGUUGAAGAGGAUGUCAUCGAUGACUUUGCUGAUGAUUGA
Owenia fusiformis is the source of this 3348-nucleotide messenger RNA. NCBI's taxonomy places the organism in Eukaryota, Metazoa, Annelida, Polychaeta, Sabellida, Oweniidae. The record is from the annotation of a GenBank genome assembly.